Molecule: messenger RNA, 192 nt
Organism: Talaromyces proteolyticus
Lineage: Eukaryota; Fungi; Ascomycota; Eurotiomycetes; Eurotiales; Trichocomaceae
Exons: 1
Source: RefSeq, a predicted model, not a curated record
AUGUGUUUUUAUAAUCAAAAAAGAUAUGCCUGUGGCGAUUGUGCUUGGGCUAAUUUCGCACAUCGGUGCAAGUACGAGUUCAGAACUGGGGAAACUUGCGGAAUGAAGUUGGUGAAUACAACUAAGUAUAUGACGAGUCAAUGCAGACUAUGCGAAAAAAUCGAAACCAAAUUUCGGCGGCGCCAGCAAGAA